Miscanthus lutarioriparius is the source of this 720-nucleotide messenger RNA. Lineage: Eukaryota; Viridiplantae; Streptophyta; Magnoliopsida; Poales; Poaceae. The record is from the annotation of a GenBank genome assembly.
AUGACGCCGCCCUCCAUCUUCCACCACCAUCACCGCCUCCUCCCCAUCCCCUCCGCUUCCCCGACCCAAAUUCUAAACCCAUUCGCCACCUCGUCCCGUAGCCUCAACCAUCAACUCCCAAAACCUAUAGUCCUAUCCCUACCCUCGAGGCCAGUCAUCUCCUCCGCCUUCGCUGUCGCCGCCGUUGGCGAUGACGAGGAUGUUGUCGUCGGGGAUUGCCUCGUGUUCGACGACGACGCUUUCGAGGAACCGGACCUGGACCUCCCCUCGUCUCCGCUGCCGCGGGCUAACGGCCGGAGGGCGGAGGCCGACGAGGGCGAGAGCCUGGUGCCGGAGAGGUGGAGGGAUGCCGAGGAGGAGAUCAACCUGACGAAGAAGGAGAAGCACCGCAUCGCUCACAGGCUACGAUUCGGGAGCCGCCUCGAGCGGCGGGCGCCCCCGACCGUUGCCGCCCCUGAUGAAUUCCGCGCGUACCGCAAGGGGAUGCUGAGCGCGGAGCGUGACCAUAUUGCUUAUGUAUACCGCGGGCCGCUGGAGAUGGCUCUUCUGCAGGAGGUGGAGGAACCUCCACCGCCAGAGCCUGGGACGCGUGUGGCCCCGAGGAAUCCGAGGAGGGGGAUGGAUCUUGGCAGCCUUGAGGACAUUUAUAAGUUUUUUAGAAGUCGGGAGUAUGUUCAGGAUGAGAUGGAGGACAGCAAGAGCCCCAAGGGUGAGUUCUGA